Lacerta agilis (Sand lizard) is the source of this 2472-nucleotide messenger RNA. RefSeq names its product consortin, connexin sorting protein (gene CNST). Gene Ontology annotation, molecular function: connexin binding. Gene Ontology annotation, cellular component: plasma membrane; trans-Golgi network; transport vesicle. Gene Ontology annotation, biological process: positive regulation of Golgi to plasma membrane protein transport. The transcript is spliced from 12 exons. The coding region runs from base 345 to 2441 and encodes 698 amino acids. The record is from RefSeq and is a predicted model, not a curated record. NCBI's taxonomy places the organism in Eukaryota, Metazoa, Chordata, Lepidosauria, Squamata, Lacertidae.
UUGCUGGGGCGACGCUCUAGUCUGCCUCUUCUCCGUGGUCAGGCUCCCUUCUAGGCGUUGCUGAGCUCUGUGGUGCUCACCUUCUCGCCGUCGCCGCCGGCUGAUUCUCCGGAGUCCGCAGCCGGGUCACAGGUAGCUUCGUUCGAUGUCCAUUCUCAGCCCAGCUGUGCCGGCGCGAGGCGGCCGCGACCUCAGAAUGAACAGAUACCUGACAGCUCUGUAUUAAUUCUUUGUUGCCUAAAAGCAUCUCCUUUCCCUUGCAAUACCUUUGAGAACCGUUUUGAAAAAUGAGCUGAAGAUCAUUUGUGCUAAGUGGAUAUAAAGUUCACUCUAGGAACGCUCUAAUGGAUGACAGGGAAUCUCCUACAAAUGACCUGCAGUUAACUUUACAAGGCUCACUUCGUACCGACACACUUGUGGAAAAGAUCAAAACUUGCUUAGCUUCUUCACCAGAUGAAAAUGAAAAUCAGCUUAAUGGAAGCAAGCACGAUACUCUGAAAAGCAGUGACGACACAAUGGGAAAGGUUGAGCAGGACAGCAUUAAUAAUAAUGAGGACAGUGGAGACUACACGUCCUCCUGCCAAGAAGAUGAAAGCGAUAAGCCAUCUAGAAUCUUCGCUGCAGAUGAAAUGCUCAUUUUAGAAAAAGGUGACUCUGAAAAAAGGAGUUCAAGGAAAACAAAAAGUUCCAGCAGGAAAGCAGCCAAGCAAGAGAAGACUGGCAUAACAGCAACAGGUUCUACAUCAGAUGAAGAUGGAAACAAGACCAAUGCAAACUUUCCCCAAAAUGAUCCAACCCAGACUUUGCAGGCCCUCUUCUCUCUUCUUCGAGAAGAAUUUGAGCAGAUGGAUUCAAGAGUCCUUCCCCUGUGCCUCCAUGAGAUUGCUGAAACGUAUUUUCAAGAUGGAGAAUACGAAAAAGCCAUGAAAUUUAUUCAGCUUGAACGGUUAUAUCAUGAGCAACUACUUGCAAAUCUUUCUUCUAUACAACAACAGUGGGAAAAAAAAUGGAAAGCGGCAGCAUCUAACAAGGUUCCAGCUCUAAAACGUUCUGCUAAAGUCCUGAAUAAUGAAGAGUUUGACAAACUUGCUAAACUUUGCACAUCACAUCAAGAGCCGCUGGUCUUCCGAAGCAAGCUAAUAAGUAAAGAAAAAUCCCUGAAACGUGAGAGUUUCAUAGGGUUAAGGAUAUCUGAAGAUCUUAAGGAAAGAGGUGCUGCUGCAUGUGAUUCAGAUACUCAGACUUGGCCUGGCACUGAACCAAAGAAAGAGAACAAUCACAAAGAGAGUGAGAGGUGUGAGAGCUUCCAACCCGAAAAGCGUCAUAGGCUUGAAGAGAAGGCAAGUCUUCGACUCUCUGUGGGGAAGCACCACAUGGAGGAGGAGCGCUGCAAUGCUGAAUCAACGCUGGAGCCACCCACCCGGCCCACAGAGACACUGGGCACGCCUCAGCCAGGCUGUUUAUCUACAAAGGAUGCUAGUGAAGAUGACAGUCUGCAGCCAAGAGAAGAGCAGUUCUCUGAGGAUGUAGCAAAAAUAGAAGCAGCUGCUGAGGAGCCUGCAGCAGAGUGCUCUAGUGAGCCAAUGGUAGACACAUUGGUUUUGACAGAUGCCGAUUAUAUGCCUCCUGAUCUAAUUUCCUCAGAUGAAACUGUUCAGCCUGAACAAAACUUACUCAGGUCAGCUGGUUCUGUUGUGAUUUCCAGUACUCAGUUGGGGAGCAACGUAUUAAACAAGCACCAGCAACAGACAGCUUAUGGAAGUGAUAGGAAAUAUGUGCAGGGCAGAACAUCAGACAUUACCAGGGAUGCGCACACUGAAGGUAACAUGCCUGAACUGGACAGUGUUCCAUAUGAAGGGAUACAGGAAGAAACAGCAGUACUGGAAGAGGAACGUGAAAAUGAAGACCCAGAAGACCUCUUUGAUCGGUUUUUUAAUGGUUGCAUAACAGACAGAGAGGAGUCCCUUAAAUGCCUAGCAAGCCAAGGGGACUCUGAAAUUCUUCCUCAUAUGCCUCCUGAACAAGCACUUUAUAGUUCAUCGGAAGGUUAUUCACUGGAUGAAAGCUUUUCUUCACUUGAUGAAAUUGCAAAACGAAUAGAGAUUGCAGAGACUGUUCCUGCGGAGGGGCUUGUGUCAAUAUUAAAGAAGAGAGAUGACAGUGAUGCUCAGAUCCAGCGGAGAGAGUCUAAAAGAAGAGUAAGAUUCCUAGAAAUGGAAGACACAUUUGACCAAGAGGAAGUUGGAGGUGGCUCCUGUGUUCUGCUGAUCUUAUUGUGCGUAGCAACUGUAUUCCUUAGUGUUGGAGGAACUGCGCUGUACUGCACGCUUGGUGACACAGAAUCUCCUGUAUGUAUUGACUUUGCCGCCAAUAUGGACUUUUAUUAUACCCGAAUAGUGCAGGGUGUAGAGGAACUUAAGCACUGGCUAUCCUUCACAUAGAAGAAAUUGCUGACAGCUCACUGACAAUUGU